CAUCAAACACCAAGUAACUUCAAUACUUCAUUUCCCUCAUACAUCCAUCAAAACCCUUUUGAGCCCUCAAUCUUUCCCACGAACCCAGAUUGCCUCUUCCACAAACAUGGGUUGUUCCGAGGACUAUAACCCGGGUUCUAGGGGCAAGCAUUUUGUCAAACACUUGACCUGCAGGAAGCAAUUCCCACUAGCCAAUGAGGGCAGACGCCCUCCAACACUGCUCAAAGAUUUCCUACUCGAGGAUUCCAUCACCUGCUCCUCCUCUUCGGGGUUCAAAUCUUUCCCCAGGAAACAGCCUAACGCACCUAAAAAGAUACUCACACCUCAAACAUCCAAAUCGACCGUCUCGGCGCUUCGCGCCAUGAUCAAUGCCGUGAAGAGCAUCCAAUUCGUGAAAAAUCCUCCCUCAAUUCUGCCCCGAAGCCUCUCCCGCAGGCUGCUGUCCAGGAAAACCAGCAGCAAGAUCAGCACGAAACAGGACAGUUUCCACAUCGCGUCGGUGAGAAUUGCCGUCACGGUCAAAGACAUCAUACGGUGGAAAUCUUUCCGCGACCUGCAGCAGGAGGAAGAGGAAGCGCGCGAAUUAAGUACUCCUCACUGCUCCAUCGACGACACUACGGAGACGGCGUCGAGCAGCGGCAGCAAGGGAUCGAGCUGGUGCGACAGCGAUUUCAGCUCCGAGUGGUGGUGGCAGGGUGAAUCGGGGGAUUUCAGUGGUAAGAAGUUGGGCAACUUCUUACCGGGUGUCGGCGGCGGGAAUUUUGCGGAAGAGACAGCAGGGGAAAACGCCAAAUGGGCCGAAGGAGUGGGCCAGCCUGCGGAACCAGCAAGUGACGAUGACGUCACCUGGAUUGCAUCCGCCGACGAUCGAAGUGAAACCACCAGCAGCAGCAGCCCAGAAGAAGAUCACAAGACCGAGGACGCCACAUCUGCUGCAAGUUAUGAAGAAGAAGAGGGAAUUUUCCACAAGGCGUGGCAAUUGCUGGAUCGCGUCCGCGCUAGCAGUGGGAAGCACUGGCGGUCUCAUGAAGAGCAACUGCUGUUGGAUUUCUUCAUGGACGAAUUAAUGGCGAUGAGCAGCAGAGAGAACAAGGCGUGGAAGCAAGAUGGCGGGAAAAUUGCGAUUUUUAACGGUGGUGCAGAAAAAGAAGAGGAGGAGGAGGAGGAGGAGAUGGUGAUCGCCAAAGCGAGGGCUUGGAUUGAUGAGGAUAGAGGAGAGGUGAUUAAUUGGAUGAAUGAAUCAGUUGGUGGAAGCAAGAAGAGGGAUGCUUGCAUUCAGGCCAUGGACAAGGAAGGAAAUUGGAGCAAAUUGGGAAGAGGAGGAGAAGGAAAGGAAGUGGGCUUGGGGAUUGAGGAUGGGCUUUUUGAUGAUUUGAUUAAUGGGCUGGUGGCCGAUAUCUUAAUAAUGCUAUAG
Linum tenue is the source of this 1414-nucleotide messenger RNA. Lineage: Eukaryota; Viridiplantae; Streptophyta; Magnoliopsida; Malpighiales; Linaceae. The record is from the annotation of a GenBank genome assembly.